Messenger RNA from Pecten maximus, 1830 nucleotides. RefSeq lists its product as uncharacterized. Lineage: Eukaryota; Metazoa; Mollusca; Bivalvia; Pectinida; Pectinidae. The transcript has 3 exons. Bases 122 to 1369 code for a protein of 415 amino acids. The record is from RefSeq and is a predicted model, not a curated record.
GGGGGUUCAUAUAUUAAAAGAUCAGUGUUAUAGUUUUAUACAAUGAUAAAUGGCACUUUUAGACAUGUAAAAUAUAUUGAUUUGUAUCUAUAUAUAUAUUUCUAGCAUAAACACUUUAACCAUGGUGAUGUUCUCAAUUUGCCUGGCCAUGUGUGUGUGGAUAUUAGAGGUUAGAGGUCAUGGCCGACUAUUGGAACCCCCGGGUAGGGCCAGUAUGUGGAGGUUUGGCUACAACUCUCCCCCAAACUACGACGACAAUCAACUUUUCUGUGGAGGAUUUAACCGUCAGUGGAAAAUCAAUGGAGGGAAAUGUGGAGUUUGUGGUGAUCCCUGGGACGGAGCUCGUGUUCAUGAAGCUGGCGGGAAAUACGCUACUGGAACGAUUGUCCGCCAUUACAGUGAGGGACAGACAAUCAGUGUCAAUGUUCAGAUAACGGCGUCACACAAGGGCUACUUUGAGUUCCGUCUGUGUCCUCACAACAACCCCAGUACCCGUGUGUCCCAGGCGUGUCUAGACCAACACGUCCUACAACAGACUGACGGCAGCACUCGAGUGAACGAGGCUGGUCAUCCCACCAACUACACGAUCCACCUCAAACUUCCGGCAGGUGUCACGUGCUCACAAUGUCUUCUCCAGUGGAAAUAUAAUGCAGGAAACUCGUAUGGCUGUGACGGAAGCCAUUGCUGUAUCGGAUGUGGAGAACAAGAACAGUUUUACGGCUGCGCUGACGUCAGUGUAGGAUCUGCUGGCAGUUCGUCAUAUUCAUCCGGACAGAUGCCCUCGUCUGUCCAUCAUCCGGUCAACGUUAUGCCUCAGGGACAAACACAACCUUCAGGAGUACAUCUUCCUUCGUCUGUCUACCGUCCGAUCAAUGUAAUACCUCAGGGUCACCCUCAGUCAUCAGGACAGAUCACUUCGUCUGUCUACCGUCCGAUCAAUGUAAUACCUCAGGGUCACCCUCAGUCAUCAGGACAGAUAUCUUCGUCUGUCUACCGUCCGAUCAAUUUCAUACCUCAGGGUCACCCUCAGUCAUCAGGACAGAUCUCUUCGUCUGUCUACCGUCCGAUCAAUUUCAUACCUCAUAGUCGUCCUCAGUCAUCUGGGAUUCACUUUUUGCUUCCAGCACAACAAGGACAAUCCAUUCACAGCCAUAAGCCAGCCGGGUAUGUACCACAGAACACAUAUCACGUCAUAUCCGGUACCUUGUUUUCCGGAGGAAGUCAUCCAGAACCUUGUAAAGCUACCCCUCGAUACCGAGCAAUAUAUCAGUACGCCGACCAGUACUGUGCGGUACAGUGUAGAAGAGGCCACUGUCCAGCUGAACAGUAUUGUACAUCGGCGUGUAGGAGGCUGACUGGCGGGAAAUAAGUCCAGCAGGAUAAUGUGAACAUCAUACAAACAUUGAACUAUAGUUACUUCAUUGUUGCACGAACGGUUCCGAGUAGUUAUCUUCCGGAAGGCCUCGUACAUUAUACCAGAGUUAUAACCCUCGGAGCAACACAGACUAUUUUGCAGAUACGAUGUCAUAGUCACUCCACUCGAUUUUACAUAUUUGAAAGUUGAUAUUAUAUGUGUCGGGCAACUUGUCUGUAUGAUGAUAUAGAUAUGCAUAAUAUUUUCAGUGUCGGACAUUCAGCAAUAUAUCCUAUCCAUAUUUUCUGGUGAUGUCGUAUUGAUGUUUUUUUUCACUUACGUUUUUUUAUAUCGUAAAACAUAAGGCUAUAUUGCUUGAUAAUUGUCAACUCGUUUAGUUGUUUUUGUAAUAACCAAUUUACAUUACUUAUUUUGUAUUAUGACACAUAUGUUCUAAUAAAAUUGAUAGAAAAAUA